Sebastes umbrosus (honeycomb rockfish) is the source of this 2437-nucleotide messenger RNA. RefSeq names its product leucine-rich repeat and transmembrane domain-containing protein 1 (gene lrtm1). The record is from RefSeq and is a predicted model, not a curated record. Gene Ontology annotation, cellular component: plasma membrane. Gene Ontology annotation, molecular function: protein binding. The coding region runs from base 358 to 1512 and encodes 384 amino acids. NCBI's taxonomy places the organism in Eukaryota, Metazoa, Chordata, Actinopteri, Perciformes, Sebastidae. The transcript is spliced from 4 exons.
AGCUACAGAGAGAAAGAGAGAGAGAGGGUAGAGAGAUAGAGAGAGAGAGAGAGAGAGAGAGAGAGAGAAAGCAGAGCUCUCUAACUCCAGUGAUUCCCAGACUGGCUGGCAGUGAGCUCUGUGCUCUGAUCUGCCCGCUCUGAUGGGGUUUCAUGCCAGUGCAGGCAGUGUUGGGGAUCCUGAGGGCAACACGGGUUUCUGCCGCUGAUCUCGGCCUCUUUAAUUCCUGCAUAUUGAGCAUAUCAGCCUACACAGAUGAGAGUCAGGAUGGCUAAUCUCAACCUGCUACUGGCGGCUAAUGGAUCAUCAACCAAUGACAGUCACUAGAAUCCAAAAAGGGAGCUAAAAGAAGAUCGAAUGCGAGAAGCCCAAGGACGACUGGCAGAUAUGAGAGUGGUACUGGUGUGUGCCCUCCUCUCCCUCCUCUCUUCGUCACAUGCCUGUCCAAAGGAAUGCAGCUGCAACAGCAACACCAAAGUAGUAGACUGCCGGGGUCGAGGCCUAUAUGACAUCCCCCGACGACUGCACCCAGACACCCAAGAACUGUACCUCCAAGAUAACCGUAUCAGGGGGCUGGGAUCGAUGGCUUUCCGAGAAAUACCGCUCGUCCGCAUUCUCGAUCUAUCUAAUAACUCUAUAACAUCUGUUUCACCGACCGCCCUGCUCGGUCUCAGGACUCUACAGCGCCUCAGCCUGGCCUACAACAGCCUGAAAGAGCUGGACAAGCGGUUGCUCGGGCCCAUCCGCUCGCUUUCACACCUCGACCUGUCACACAACAGCCUGUGGGGUUUGCCUGGAGCCAUGGGGGAGAGUUUGAGGAACCUUAGCCACCUGGGGCUAUCGCACAACAGGCUAACACGAUUGGACCGCUCCCUGUUGGAGGCCCUGAGCCACCUGGACAGCCUCACUAUACGAAGUAACCCCUGGAGGUGUGACUGCCAGCUUAUAGGCCUCAAACUCUGGCUGGAGACCUACCUCUUUAAAGGUGGAGUGGUAGAUGAGGUGCUUUGCCACCAGCCAGAAGAAAUGAAGGAUAAAGACUUGCAGAAAGUCCCUUACCAGCUCUUCCACGCCUGCAUGACCACAAGCUACCAUUACCUGUUUGCCAACAUACACCACCUAGAGAACGAGAGGCUAAUGCGAGGCCACACCCACGGCAACCACGCUCAUCCCUCUAGCCACGCCAUCCAUGUCCCCAUGGCAAUGGGAGAGGGUUUUGGUGGCGGGGGAGCAGGCGGAGCAGGAGCAGGGGGUUUGCCGGAGUGUGAACCUAAGCAGAGGCCGCGGCCCGUCAACCUGCGCCAUGCGAUCGCCACGGUGAUCAUCACCGGCGUAGUGUGUGGGAUUGUGUUACUGAUGAUGCUGGCUGCGGCAGUGUACGGCUGCGCCUACGCCGCUAUCAUGGCCAAAUAUCAGCGGGAGCUCAAGAAGAACGAGGAGUUGGCAGCGGCGCAGGGGGCAGAUCACGCCAAGGCAGAUGAGAAGGAACCACUGGAGAAUGCUAUCGCCUAGGAAGUGAUGACAUAAACCCUGAACUUAAAACCUGGGUCUCAACCCAAUCCUCUCUGGAUGCCAUGUGUGUGUUAGUGCAUGUGUGAGGGAAAAAAAGUAUGACUCUUUAUGUGUGGGCGUGUGUGUAUGUCCACCUCCUUUCUGAGACUUGGGUAGCUAAACUCCACAGGUAUUUGACUAUGCACUGGUGAGAAGAGCAUCUUCUACUGUAUGCGGGUUCGAGGGGCAGGCCAAAGAAUCCAAAAGGAAUCAAUUCCAUUUUUUCUGAUAAAUGCAUAUCACAGAUAGGAACAAAUCGCUAUAUAUUUAUAAUUGUGUAUUUGUAGGUAUAAUAGUAAAGCUCUGGUAUAUAAAAAAAAUGGAUUUCAGAAUUUGUUGUCUUUUGGUUGUUGUUCAUAAUUUCGAGUCUGAUUUUGAAAACUCAUAGUAGGCAGCUGCUGUCAGUUAAGUUCUGUUUCUUGUUUGUAUCAUUGACGUGAGAGUAUGAGAAGAACGAGUGUUUGUGUCAGUGUUUCAUUUGUGCUCGAGCGUGCGUGUGGAGAUAAUAUACUGUAUGCAUAUAUUUAUAGAGAACUUAAGAGUCUGUGCCUAAUAGCGUGAUAUAGUUUUUUGAGGAGGAAAUAUGUUUUCUUAAAGGAUAUUUUUCUGAAGUGAAGAUGGGAAAUUCGUUGAAGCAAUAAUGAAACAAACUAAAACGAAAACAACGACAAAACCUGGACUCGGCCUUGUUGUUUUUCUACGACUUUACAGGUUCAUGAGUUUGAAUUAUCAUCCUGAUGCACACAGUCACACACACACAAACUUUUAGAUCUACAGUUUUUGAGAUCAGUUGAGUCUUGUUUGUGAGUUAAUGCUGAUCGCAUAAUGGUAGUCGUGUCAUUCAGUAUGUAUUAUAUAAAAUAAAGGGAGACAUUUUAUCUGAUUA